Molecule: messenger RNA, 2187 nt
Organism: Aquila chrysaetos chrysaetos
Lineage: Eukaryota; Metazoa; Chordata; Aves; Accipitriformes; Accipitridae
Gene: AGR3
Product: anterior gradient 3, protein disulphide isomerase family member
Exons: 8
Coding region: 243-740 (165 amino acids)
Cellular component (GO): endoplasmic reticulum
Molecular function (GO): dystroglycan binding
Source: RefSeq, a predicted model, not a curated record
CAAGAGCAAAAGUUGGAGGGAUGGCAGAAAAGGAAGGGGGAGGGUGGAAACACGUGAAUUUGGUUUUCAGCUAAAAGGUUCCUCUCAUUUCUUCCCAGGUGAAUGUGCUGUUGUUGCACCUGGGCUGCUCAGGUGUUCUGUGCUUAAAUCACACUGAUUUUUAACUAACCAGUUCCAGAAAAAGGAUCUUCCAUCAGGAGAAUUGAUCGCUGCUGUUUCCUCACUGCAUUGAAAGGGAAAUAAUGGUCCAUUCAACAUUAGCCUUGUCCCUCCUGCUAAUUGCAGUCUCUUCCAACCUUGCGAUGGCAAUCAAAAAGGAAAAACGAGCACCUCAGACACUGUCAAGAGGGUGGGGAGAUGAAAUUACCUGGGUACAAACUUAUGAAGAAGGGCUUUAUCAAGCGAAAAAAAGUAACAAGCCACUGAUGGUAAUUCAUCAUUUGGAAGACUGUCAAUACUGCCAAGCCCUGAAGAAAGCUUUUGCAGAAAAUGAAGAGAUACAGGAAAUGGCCCAAAAUAACUUCGUUAUGCUGAAUCUCAUGCAUGAAACCACAGAUAAAAACCUGUCUCCUGAUGGACAAUAUGUGCCUCGAAUCAUGUUUGUAGAUCCAUCUCUCACAGUAAGAGCUGAUAUCACAGGAAGAUACUCCAACCGGCUUUACACUUAUGAACCACAAGACAUACCAUUCUUAAUAGAGAACAUGAAGAAAGCACUACGCCUCAUUCAGACAGAACUGUAACCAGCAACAGUGAAAUGACCAUAGCCUCUACGAGGUGAAGCUGCACUAGGAAACAUAACUUUUUAAAAUAUUUUAGUUAACCUCUCUGUCUCUACUAGCAUUUUUAACUCUUACCAAGCAGCUUUGGUAUGUCAGAUUUCAUAAGGAAUUUAUAUGUUCAACUUGAAGAACAAACAUAGAAAGACUAUUGCGUCCUUUUGGAAAAUAAGAGGAGAAAUCUAUUAAUCACUUUGAAAUUAGUUAUCUGAAUAACUGAAAGUGAUGGUUUAAGGUGCAGCAACUUUGAGCUGUAUUUUAUCAGUCCAACUAUGACUUUAAGUCAGCUAUGACUUCUGACCAAGAGUUAUAACCAUUCUUUUUCAUGUCUAUUUGCAAUUUAUUAUAUAAGUUAACAGCUGCACCUCAGCUCCUUAUUUUUAUUUUUAUUGCAAGAAGCUUGUAAGUCAUUAGUGUACCUCUGCUUUACGCACUUAUUUCUCAUUAAAGGAAAAGAAACUUUACUGGCAAAUCAGACAGGAAGGCUCUUCCUAUAGAUUUUGGAAUAGCUUAUAUAGAAAAAAACAGUGAUCUGGGCUUAGCUUUCUUCUGUAUAAUCAUUUAAUUAUAAUUCUGAUAGCUGAAAACAGAACAGACAUUUCACACUGAGCAUGUGGCCUCAGUGAGGUGAUAAUCAUCAAAUAGCAACUACAGGUUUUGCUAUGAUAAAGAUACAGUGAAGCAAGAGAGAAGGAAGGUGAUAGUCCCAGAACUCCCCUCCUGAGGCUAAGUGAUGCUUGUAAAGUCUGGUAUGGGAAAAAUGAGCAGGCUUGUCCUAGCUCUUUUCAUUUAAAUGGCACCUGAGUCAUGUGAAGCUCAGCCCAGGUCAUUCCCUCUUUUUCCGUAGUAUCCCAACCCAGAUAUCACAGUGGCAGCUUAGUGAGGGGAUCUGUAUAUCCAAAGUCUUCACAAAAUUUCCCCAGGAUCACCAUAUGCAAAGGCAGACACCUAUUUUGAGUAAAAAGCUGAGUCAGUUGAAAGUUUGUUAUCCUAGCAAUGCGCUUUUUCAUUAGAGCAAGAUAUUAAGAGAUUCAUCUGCAGUAAGAGCAUGUAUGUUAUGUUACAUGCAAAGAACCAGUGUCACUUGUUUGUGCCACCUGCCACUUCCUAUGAUGCUGCCUGUAUACACGUAUAAAAGAUGAAGGAAGGAUCUUUGAGGGACACCUUUGCUAAUUCACAAUACCUGGUAUUAAUUUGUCAUGAAUGAGUUAUAUUGCACCUAUCUAUGUCUUCAUAAUUAUGUAAAUUUGGAUAUAAGCAUAAAUUCCAACAGAGUGGUGAUAAAUGACCUGUACACUAAGAGAAAAAAAUUCUUGUAUUAGUCAUGAGCAAUACAUUGUCUUCAUAAUCAGUUAAAUGAUUUUUUAACCUAUGGGAAAAUGCUAGAAACCAAAUUAAACUGGUAAUCACA